Messenger RNA from Vitis riparia (riverbank grape), 1624 nucleotides. RefSeq names its product ALA-interacting subunit 3-like. Bases 346 to 1395 code for a protein of 349 amino acids. Gene Ontology annotation, cellular component: endoplasmic reticulum; Golgi apparatus; plasma membrane. NCBI's taxonomy places the organism in Eukaryota, Viridiplantae, Streptophyta, Magnoliopsida, Vitales, Vitaceae. The transcript is spliced from 8 exons. The record is from RefSeq and is a predicted model, not a curated record.
UGUUGUUGUUUCCCUCUGAAUUGGGGUUUUGACUUUCAAUUUUCUCUCGUUUUCUCGCACUUUCUCUCUCUAGACUUUCUCUCCACCUUCUAGAGGGAGAAGUUGUCUUGGCCGCCCUUAGAGAGAGAAGACACCUCUUUCCUUUUCAAAGUCAAAGGACAGCUCCAAGAAUUUUCUCUGAAAUCCCAAGGCUUCAGUUUUCAUACUUUAUAUGAUCACACACGCCUUCAUCAUCGUUUCUAUCUCGCUUUUGAUUCUCUUCUCUUCUCUCUUUCUGAGGUCGUUGGCCUUGUCUCUUGUUUGGUAGGAAAAAAAAAAUAAACGAUAGAAAAAAGAAGCUUUCUGAUGAGUUCGAACGUACCGUCGUCCAGUUCCGGAGCCGCCGGAUCGGCUGAUUCUUCAGCUCCCAGAAGGAAUUCGAAGCGACCCAAGUAUUCAAGGUUUACUCAACAGGAACUUCCAGCCUGCAAGCCAAUUCUCACACCACGAUGGGUGAUUUCAGCAUUCAUGCUAGUUGGCAUUAUAUUCAUUCCCAUUGGAGUUGCUGCCUUGUUUGCUUCUCGAGAUGUAGUUGAAAUUGUUGAUCGGUAUGAGACUGACUGCAUACCAGAGGAAUUCAGAAAUGAUAAGGUCAACUACAUACAAAAGCCUGGAAAUAAACCUUGCAACAGAACGAUUACAGUACCAAAGAAAAUGAAACAGCCUAUCUAUGUAUAUUAUCAGCUCGACAACUUCUACCAGAAUCAUCGCAGGUAUGUGAAGAGCCGAAAUGAUGAGCAGUUGAGAAGUGGCAACAGUGCGAAUGAAACAAGUGAUUGUAAACCUGAAGAUUAUGCAAAUGGGGCAGUAAUUGUGCCUUGCGGUCUCAUAGCUUGGAGUUUAUUCAAUGAUACUUACAACUUCUCUCGCAACAAUGAGCAAUUGUCAUUGAACAAGAAGGGUAUCUCCUGGAAGAGUGAUAGGGAACACAAAUUUGGCAAAGAUGUGUACCCUAAAAAUUUUCAGAAUGGUACUCUCAUAGGUGGUGCAACUCUGAAUGAAUCCAUACCAUUGAGUGAGCAGGAGGACCUUAUUGUUUGGAUGCGAACUGCAGCUCUCCCAACUUUCAGGAAGUUGUAUGGGAAGAUAGAGGUGGAUCUUCAAAUCAAUGAUACCAUACAUGUGUCAUUAGAAAACAAUUACAAUACAUACAGUUUUAACGGCAAGAAAAAGCUUGUGCUUUCUACCACUAGCUGGCUUGGUGGGAAGAAUGACUUUCUUGGCAUUGCUUAUCUCACCGUCGGGGGAAUAUGCAUUUUUUUGGCUAUGGCUUUCACUGUUGUAUAUCUUGUUAAGCCAAGGCGGCUUGGAGAUCCUUCUUACUUGUCAUGGAACAGAAACCCAGGAGGGCACUAAACAAAUUCACUGAACCUGUUUAUAGGGCUUGGCUUGAGUAUUUCCGUCACAUUGGUGAAUGUAAUCUUAUGUGUAUUAAGAUUUUCAAAAAGAGAGUGCAUAUACCUCAGUUUGGUACGGUUUUCAUGCAUUCGACUCUGAAUUCUUUUUUGCAAGAACAAGACCACUGCAAUGUUGAUGUAUAAUUUCAGUAAUAGAAUUCAAUACAAGAACUGGUUAUUAUGAUAAA